UCUAAAUCUUAGUGAAAAAGCACGGAACGCAACGAGCGAGAAGGGGGACGAAGGUCUUGCGCACAUCAGGAUUAUGUUGCUUAAGGAUCAGCCAUCAUUUAAGGAAGUGGCCAAGGUGUUUAUAGUAGGCUUGGCAUUGCGUUCCUAUGUGGCAAACGGCGAUGGAGAACAGCGCAGAACAUGCUUUGGCCACGAACUCUCCCGUCGCAUCUGCAUGGCUGCCAACCGUCAUAGGGCCAAUAAUCGACAUCGUUUACUUAAGUUCAUGUCUCCGGAACGCCUUAAAGAGUAUGAAUUAAAGAACAAGAGCCGGGCGAUCCAACAACAGCGCGAGCUCAACCACAAGACUCGGGAGUUUGCUGCCAAUACAAAUCUGAAUACCAAGUUAUAAAUGAGACACUCAACAUUAGGUUUAA
Drosophila hydei is the source of this 416-nucleotide messenger RNA. RefSeq lists its product as uncharacterized. The transcript has 2 exons. The coding region runs from base 74 to 391 and encodes 105 amino acids. The record is from RefSeq and is a predicted model, not a curated record. Lineage: Eukaryota; Metazoa; Arthropoda; Insecta; Diptera; Drosophilidae.